Molecule: messenger RNA, 3829 nt
Organism: Procambarus clarkii (red swamp crayfish)
Lineage: Eukaryota; Metazoa; Arthropoda; Malacostraca; Decapoda; Cambaridae
Source: RefSeq, a predicted model, not a curated record
GAGGAGCGGCGCCAUGUGGUGAGGCGCGGCAACUGCAAGCCGUGAGGCCCCGGGCCGACCGCUGGGGCGUCAUUGGACGGUGUGUGUGUGGGAAGUACACGGUGCUGUUGCUGGUGCUGCUUCUGCUGCUGGGUCCCUGGCUCCUGCUCGCCUCCCUACGGCUGGAAAUAAAAUGAGUGUGUGCGUGGACAGAGUGAGGCUUAGUGUGUGGUGUGAGGAGAGGGUGAGGCAACACACUCACACUCCAUGAAGCACUUGCUGCAGGACUUCGAAGCCACCCACCACACAAACAUACUAUUUUAUGCUCGUCUCAACAUGUGUAGAAAAAUAAAAUCGGCAUUUUCAACCGCCCUGGCCAUUAAUUAGACAGUAGCCUAAAGGAAGUAUUCGGGUUACUCACGUGUUUAAAUAUUAAAAAAGUGAAGUGUUUUCCAACAUCGUCGCGAGUUGCCAGGCGCCGUUGAUGGACUGUUGAAACUGCCAGUGACCAACUCCAAGCGUUUCACGCGACGAUGAACAGCGGCGAAGAAACAAGAAACAACAAAUUGGAAUACUUUCUCAAGAAGAACCUUCACCCCAGCGUUUACAACAACAUAAGGUUGUAUGAGGCGGUGAUCGUGCGAUGUGGCAACUCGCUGUCAUACAAGCAGGCUGUGGUGACUGGCGAGGACGUGUACCUGACGGAGACGCCGCCGCGGGCCCUCACCCACCUCCUCAACGUCUCCCACAUAACUAAUGUCAUGCUGGUACACGACCUGCCGGAGUUCCUGCAGGGAGGUGUGAGGGACCACACCACUCACAUUACUGUGAGGUACCGUCAGCCUCGCCGUAACUCCCUGGCCAGGCUCGGUACACCCUCACUACCUCACCACACUACUUACCCUCUGCCCAGCACUUCAUCCAUUAAUGAGGAUGACGAAGAUGAGAAAAGUGAACGGGGCUACCCUGAGGCUACCCGGGCCCUGGCUGAGGCAGCCCAUGAGACUGUCAGCGCUUGUAGUGACCCACUGCCUUUACCCCGCAUUUCCAUCGACACCUUAUGUAUCACCAGCGCUGAUGCUGCCACCUUAAACAGCACCAAAAGAAAAGGGUGGUCGCAGAGAGUCAACGGCCAUCAGAACCCUGCCAAUGGUACUCUACUACCUGACAUUGGCUCUCCUCACAUAACACUAGCAAGCAUUAACAAACCCUUAGCUUCUUUCAACGGUGCCAAAUUGUCAGUCCGAUCCCAGUCUCCAGAUCAUGAUAAUGCUUGUGAUGACCACUCCCACUCACCUAUGAUAGAUCUCCUUACUCAAGUGUCAGGUCGACAAGUAACACGCUCCGUGACCCCUGAUACACUACCUCGUGCCAAGAUGCACCGCUCACUCAGUGCCCUUGACACCUACCACAGACUGUCUCCACUGGGUCUAGAUAUUCCUACAAGAAGCAAGAGUGUCCUAGACAAACCUUCAACUGGUCAUCCACCACGGCGAAGCCAGAGCCUUAACUUCUCGGAUGUCACAGACGGUAAAGAUGUCAAGGAAGUUCAUCUAUACACACUUUCCACCUCCACACUGCUCUUUCACCUCCUCCACUCACUAUGGGUCUCCUCCUCCUUGAUACAGACACAAACCCCAAGAAGAUUAUGGGCAGAAUUCCAGGAAAUCUCUAAUGAGCGCACCUUGGAACAUGCUUUUGGACAGCUGCGGUCUGAGCUUCUGGCAGCCUCAACCCUAGAAGAUCAGUUCUCUGUUCUGCAAGAGCUGCAGCAGGGAGCCAGCAAAUACACCACCAUUAGAAGAUUUGUUUGGAGGGAUACUACUACUGUUAACAUUAUAAGUAGCUUCAUAAAGAAGUACAUGAAGCUCUCUCGAAGUACUCAUAGGUCAGAAAAUACUGAGGAAGAACUACAAAUAAGACAAGAUGAGCUUGAAAUGUUGACACUUACACUGGAUACAUUGGCCACUUGUCUCAAAGGAACUCAACGGUGUCCAUUUAAAAUGAAGACAUUAAAGCACAACAAAUAUGAAUGUUUACGAAAUCUAGUAAAUGAGGCAAUGAAAACACCCGAGAUUCCAGCCGUCUAUCGACUGACUUGUGUACGCUGGCUGACUGACUUCAGAGAGCUUUCAUCACGUGCUUGGGAAAAUCUCCCAGAAAAAGAGCUUUUGAGGCUUGUACAAGAGGUGACACAUACAAGCACCAGUGCCCUUUACGAGUUACUGGGAUCCGUGACCGAGUUUUCUUGGGUGUGUGGUCUUCAGCCACAAACGGAUGAAGUCAUACCCAGCUUAACAACUCUUCUACAACACGUGCCAGUUGAAGGAUGGUUGUCAUACAGUGUGCCGCAGCUGCUCGUCUUGCUACACCCAGAGCAUGGUGGUGAGACCAGCGAGUGUGAUAGUGCACUUAUCCACCAGUACUGCAGUGUUCUUGCCACCUUCCUCCACCAUAGUCCUCGAGCACUCCAGUACUGCAUAACAAACUAUGCAGAAGAACUAAGGUACUACGUUCACGAGUCAAUGAUAAAUUGUCUCUUUGGUGAAGCGUGCCCAGUCAGACCUCACACACUGAAACUGGUGCGAAUGAUAAGUCAGCUGGUCACAUCAAAAAGGUAUCUUCGAGCCAGAUGAAGACACCCACGUUAAAAUGGCUUAAUUAAGAGGAAGGAAAAUUACUGAAGAUAAAUUUGUUACAUAUAGCAUUGUUUAGCAAGUAAAUACCAUACCUCAUUGCAUUGUUGCUGUGAAAAAUACUAAGGGGGUCAGAGUGCAAGGAAAAUAUUCUGCAAGAUGCAGCUCGAUAUUUACUUUAUCAUAACCUUCCUAAAAAAUUAUAGCUUCAUGUUCACAAUAUCAUUAUAAAAACUGUAGUGCAGUUGUCUGUCCUCAAAUUACAACCGAGGUUAUUAGAUUCAAUUAUCAAGCAGGAUAGAGAUGUUUGGGCAAUGUUUCUUUUCACCCGAUUCCUCUGUUCACCUAGCUGUGAAUAGGUGCAUGGAAGCUAAGAAGUUGUGGACUACAUCCAGGGUAAAGUUCAUCAGUAGUUAGCAUAGAGGAGGGGACCUUGAUAGCCCUAAUAGGCUUCGUGUCCUUGACUAUGGGAAACCAUAACGUGAAUCAUGCCUCCGGUUUAUUGGCAGUUUUAUGCCAACUUAUAGAAAAAACUUAAGAUUUUGAAUUCUGACGGGUUAUUCACUAUUAGAAAAUCUUGCCCAAAUCGAACACUAUAAUUUUUAUUUAUAAUAUUAAGUUAUGCCAUAAUAAUGAAAAGCAGCACUAGAGUACAAGUAAAUAAAAAUUAAUUUAUAUAAAUUUUUUAUGUAAAUAUUUUAAUGUUGCCUAUUGUUACAUAUUCAAAUAUAUUUAUUAUAGUUGAGAUGUCACAAACUUUGCACAUAAAACUGAAUGGCUCCAAAUUUAAUAUGCUCACUUAACUUAAACAUAAAGGUGGCUCGUGCCAUGCACUCCUCAGUGUCUUACAAAUUGACAAGCAUCUAAUUUAAAGUGUUUACCAGACCAUGAGUAAAUGAACCUCAACCAACCAACCCACCUAUCAAAGCUGAUGCUCAUUAGUCCAAGAAAGCAUACAAAUCAAGAUGCUUUUAUUUACCCACCUAAUGCGCCUAAAUUUGUAUGCUUGUGUUAACAGCGUCCAAUUUGAGGUGCAUUCUGUACGAGGACUGGCUGCUAACUUCCUAUGCUUUUGACACUUCACACUACAAUAUUCUUUUCUGUCAAUUUCUUCCCAUCCUUUUCUUUCUCUAAAUUUUUAUAUCCACCCAUACUUGUCCUGUUAAGCCGAGUAUGAAGUCAUACCCAGCUUAACUACACUUCUACAAGAUCCA